AUGCGGUCAAUAAUCCUCGGGUCUUCAUUCUUUUUCGCGCAUCUCAUACAGGCCCGAAAACCAGAACCUAUUCUAUUGCCCACAGGCGACUGGUCUGGAGCCGAUGGAAAUUGGUCCACGAUAUCGUUUUAUCUCGGGUCAAAUUCACAACAUGUCGAUGUUCUUGUGAGCACUGCUCUUUCGGAAUUCUGGGCCGUUGGGCCUGGGGGAUGUUUGCCCAAGGAACCUCAUUGUAGUGCUGCCCGUGGAGGCAUCUACGAUGCUGAGGAAUCUACUGAUUGGACUUCACUGGGCACCUGGCAGCUCGGUCUGAGCUAUCUAGGUUACGGUGGCAAUGGCAACUACGGCCGCGAUCUUAUCAAUACACAAAGCCCUCUUACCAGCGAACCAUUUACCAUGGACAAUGUGCUCAUAGCGUCCAUCAACACCACCCAGUACCUGACUGGUCUGUUCGGCCUGGGUAUCACACAGGGUAAUUUCAAUGGCACUGUUGCAGAAUCGCCUAUGACUCAAGCGGUCAGCGAGUAUGGAUUGAUCCCAAGUUACAGCUUCGGAUACACAGCUGGAGCACACUAUAGGAACAUGCCUGCCUCGUUAACUUUAGGGGGUGUCGAGCCUGCCAGGUUUCAGGCGCAUAACAAUGUUUUCACACUUCCCCAGGACGAUAACAUGGAGCGUCCUUUGGUUCGUGGUAUUGAAAUCACUCCAGCCGAGAACCGAGAUGCCCCUGACUCUUGGACAUCUGAACAACUCCUGCUCUCGCAAUGGAACUCAUCUUUCUACGCCAUCAUCGAUAGCACCACCUCUUAUCUGUGGUUACCGGAAGAUGUGUGUGACCAAUUUGCGAAUGCCCUCAACCUAACAUACAACAGUACUUUCGACCUGUAUACCAUCAGUAACGACCAAUAUAGCGAGUACACAAAGGAGGACUCGUUCAAUCUUACCUUUGUUCUUUCUAGUUUCGACGACAACGACAAUUUUGGCGAUCCCUACGAUGUAUCCGGCAUCGUUAAUAUUACGCUGCCCCUAAGAGCAUUCGUGGGUCUGCUACAGUACCCUUAUAUGCCUGACAUGAUUGGAUAUGGCGAUCCAGCGAUCCCUUACGUGAUGUUGCGAAAGGCGCAAAAUAGCACUACGUACAUAUUGGGACGUUCGUUCUUGCAGGAGUCAUAUUUGAUUACGAAAUAUGACGAGGGCACCUUUUCCAUUCAUCAAGCUCUCUUCCCCGAGGGAUCAGUGACAGAGGCAGGACUAUCCCCCAUCGAGCAAUCCGACGACAGCCCGUAUCCUGCGCCGAAUGUACAUGAGUCCAAGAAGGGGCUUUCGGACGGUCAGGUUGUGGGAAUUGGAGUAGGGGCUGGGGUGGGAACCUUUGUUAUCUGCGCAACAGCUUUUGCUGUAUGGUUAUACUACCGCCGUAAACGAAAAGGCGAAGCUGGGAGUAGCAACGUAUCAACAGAAGAUCAAGGUCCAUGCUCGGAGGACACAACCCGAUCGCCAAAGUCUCCUUUGGCAUUGCUAAUGUCAAGAAUCAUGGGACGAAAGCACUCAACUCAGCAAGCCCAAGGAGACGACGAUGACAAGGAAAAGGCUAUCGAAGCCCCCGAUACUCAGAUUCAUGAAAUGUCAGCUCCGUUACCACCUGCAGAGCUCGAUGGGGACGAUUGCAUGUCAUGGAACGAUGAUACCGAGCUAGGGACCGACAACUCACAUAACCUGAGCGCAUAUGAAAUGGCGAGGCGAAAAAUGGACAGACAACUGCAGGGUCCCGUUCCUUCGUACAGCCCGCCUGCCGAUGGAGCGGAGGUACCCCCAGAGAAAGCGAUAUACCAGCCCAACCCAGCGAAUGGCCCACCGGUAGCACUCCAGCUAUCCCCAUCUGCAUCCUUGAAGGUAUCUCCAGAAGGAGGCUCCAACGCCAACUCGAUGGCUUUGCCGUCUCCUUUAACUCCUCGUUUCGAUUCAAACGGUCACGCGAUCAAUCCAUCAUCGCACUCGAUGACUGCUAUGCCUGUAUCGCCAACCAACGAUAGCUUCUCGUCACCAAACUCGCCCCUCUCUCCGCACUCAGACCAUCAGACCAUCAACUCCAUGACCAUGGGCUCUGACAGAGAACCUCAAUCAACGAAUCACUCCACGAGUAUAUCACAGCAGCGGCUAGUGCAGAGAACGCCCAUUGACUCAUCAAGAAUAGUUUUGCUCGGAGCAUUGCCUUCGAAUGCUCGCUUUGCUCGCGAUCCCGUGCCCCAGGCUGCAUCGGGAGGGGGCUACCAAGCUACCGACGAUUCUUCACAUGAUAACGAUAACGAUACGGUUGAUUCUUUAGGGAGCAAUUUUACUGUGGAUGAAGAAGGUGGGAAUGCAAAUCCACAAGAGCCGACGAGGCGUUUGGAUUUAGGCACAAACGGACCAGCCAUCGGAGCUGCGGUGGCAAAUCCACAGCACAAUCCCUCGUCAGGUCAACCUGAUACACCGCGAAAUCCAGAGCGCAUUAAUCCGGGUGAGGAUUUGGUCCAUGUACCGCAAAUGGCCGAGAGACGAUACAGCUGGGAGUAG
Fusarium coffeatum is the source of this 2556-nucleotide messenger RNA. RefSeq lists its product as uncharacterized. The record is from RefSeq and is a predicted model, not a curated record. Gene Ontology annotation, biological process: proteolysis. The transcript is spliced from 4 exons. Gene Ontology annotation, molecular function: aspartic-type endopeptidase activity. NCBI's taxonomy places the organism in Eukaryota, Fungi, Ascomycota, Sordariomycetes, Hypocreales, Nectriaceae. Bases 1 to 2556 code for a protein of 851 amino acids.